This is a messenger RNA of Triticum dicoccoides, 707 nucleotides long. RefSeq lists its product as uncharacterized. Bases 44 to 418 code for a protein of 124 amino acids. Lineage: Eukaryota; Viridiplantae; Streptophyta; Magnoliopsida; Poales; Poaceae. The record is from RefSeq and is a predicted model, not a curated record. The transcript has a single exon.
ACACUAGCGAACCAUCACCGGGAAGCCACGAUCGAGCGCGCUCAUGGGGGCGAGGCAGCGCGGCGAGAGAGGGGGUAUCUCGACGUCCAAAAGGUCGAGGCUGGCGGCGGCGGCGGACGCGGCGUCGUGGUGCCUCGCGCUGGCGGCGCUGGCGGCGCUGCUGCUGGUGUGCUCGCUCGGGGAGACGUCGGAGGCCGCGGUGGUGGUGCGGGGCGCGUCGCUGUCGGCGCGGUGGCGGCCGUGCGAGGAGGUCUACGUGGUGGCGGAGGGGGAGACGCUGCACGGCAUCAGCGACCGCUGCGGCGACCCCUACAUCCUGGAGCGCAACCCGCACGUCCACGACCCCGACGACGUCUUCCUCGGCCUCGUCCUCAGGAUCACGCCCUCCCUCCAUCUUGAAGCCGUCCGUCCCCGCUAGCCCGUAGGUAGAUCAAGAAAGAAGAUGAGUUUGAUUCUUCUGCAGAAUCAUUCCGGUUCGCUCUGAAGAACUCUGAUUUACGAGUAACCUCGCUAGUCUUAGUGGUAGAGGACAGAGUGUCAGAGUGUCAGCCUUGUUUCCUUGUGAUUCUCUCUUAUACUUCGUGCGUGGAAAAUUGGCUGAAUCGUUGGGCCGUGGAGCAGAGGCGGUGUCAGGUAUGUCCGGAUGCGCCGCGCCGCUUAUUAGGGCGAGCGCCCAUUAGAGCAACUAGUUAACGAUUACUUUUUCG